CAACUGCCGGUUCUCGGCAGUACUUUCCUCACGCUCUGACAGCGUGAGGAAAGUGCAGCCGAACCGGCAAUUGCAUUUCCCGGUGAUCAGCGUGUCAUUGGACACAGCUGAUCAUGUGAUCGUGAGGAAAGUACUGCCGAGAACCGGCAGCUGUCAGAGCAGGAAUCAGCACCGAUGAUCAGGGCACUGAUGAUCGGUACCCAGCAGUCGGUACCCACCACUUCCGCCCACUUGUGCCCACAGUGCAACCACCUGUGCCCAGCAGUGCAACCACCUGUGCCACCCAGCAGUGCCACACACCUGUGCCACCCAGCAGUGCUAUCCAGAAGUGCCACCUACCUGUGCCAGCAGUGCCACCCACCUGUGCCCACCCACCAGUGCCACUCACCUGUGUCCACCAGUGCCACCCACCAGUGCAGCCGA
Staurois parvus is the source of this 423-nucleotide messenger RNA. The record is from the annotation of a GenBank genome assembly. Lineage: Eukaryota; Metazoa; Chordata; Amphibia; Anura; Ranidae.